Dama dama (fallow deer) is the source of this 2994-nucleotide messenger RNA. RefSeq names its product nucleosome assembly protein 1 like 1 (gene NAP1L1). Gene Ontology annotation, molecular function: chromatin binding; histone binding. Bases 192 to 1367 code for a protein of 391 amino acids. Lineage: Eukaryota; Metazoa; Chordata; Mammalia; Artiodactyla; Cervidae. The record is from RefSeq and is a predicted model, not a curated record. Gene Ontology annotation, cellular component: chromatin; nucleus. The transcript has 17 exons. Gene Ontology annotation, biological process: nucleosome assembly.
GAGCGCGAGCGGCGGGCUCUCGGGUCUUUUUUAGCGCCAUCUGCUCGCGGCGCCGCCUCCUGCUCCUCCCGCCGCCGCCCUGAGUCACUGCCUGCGCAGCUCGGGCCGCCCGGCUCCCCGCGCUCGCCACCGGAGAGCUGAGCUGGAAAACGAAAUCUGUCAUUUUUGAAAAUAUUUGGCAUUUGUACAACAUGGCAGACAUCGACAACAAAGAACAGUCUGAACUUGAUCAAGAUUUGGAUGAUGUUGAAGAAGUAGAAGAAGAAGAGACUGGUGAAGAAACAAAAAUCAAAGCGCGUCAGCUGACUGUUCAGAUGAUGCAAAAUCCUCAGAUUCUUGCAGCCCUUCAAGAAAGACUUGAUGGUCUGGUAGAAACACCAACAGGAUACAUUGAAAGCUUACCUAGGGUAGUUAAAAGACGAGUGAAUGCUCUUAAAAACCUUCAAGUUAAAUGUGCACAGAUAGAAGCCAAAUUCUAUGAGGAAGUUCAUGAUCUUGAAAGAAAGUAUGCUGUUCUUUAUCAGCCUCUGUUUGAUAAGCGAUUUGAGAUCAUUAAUGCCAUUUAUGAACCUACAGAAGAAGAAUGUGAAUGGAAACCAGAUGAGGAAGAUGAAAUUUCGGAGGAGCUAAAAGAAAAGGCCAAGAUUGAAGAUGAGAAGAAGGAUGAAGAAAAAGAAGAUCCCAAGGGAAUUCCUGAGUUUUGGUUGACUGUUUUUAAGAAUGUUGACUUGCUCAGUGAUAUGGUUCAGGAACAUGAUGAACCUAUUCUGAAGCACUUGAAAGAUAUUAAAGUGAAGUUCUCAGAUGCUGGUCAACCUAUGAGUUUUGUCUUAGAAUUUCACUUUGAACCCAAUGAAUAUUUCACAAAUGAAGUGUUGACAAAGACAUAUAGGAUGAGGUCAGAACCAGAUGAUUCUGAUCCCUUUUCUUUUGAUGGACCAGAAAUUAUGGGUUGUACAGGGUGCCAGAUAGAUUGGAAAAAAGGGAAGAAUGUCACUUUGAAAACGAUUAAGAAGAAGCAGAAACACAAGGGGCGUGGGACAGUUCGCACUGUGACCAAGACAGUCUCUAAUGACUCUUUCUUUAACUUUUUUGCCCCUCCUGAAGUUCCUGAGAGUGGAGAUCUGGAUGAUGAUUCUGAAGCUAUCCUCGCUGCAGACUUUGAAAUUGGUCACUUUUUACGUGAGCGUAUAAUCCCAAGAUCAGUGUUAUACUUCACUGGAGAAGCUAUUGAAGAUGAUGACGAUGAUUAUGAUGAAGAAGGUGAAGAAGCGGAUGAGGAAGGGGAAGAAGAAGGAGAUGAGGAAAAUGAUCCAGACUAUGACCCAAAGAAGGAUCAAAACCCAGCAGAGUGCAAGCAGCAGUGAAGCAGGAUGUAUGUGGCCUUGAGGAUAACCUGCACUGAUCUACCUUCUGCUUUCCUGGAAAGGAUGAAUUUACAUCAUUUGACAAGCCUAUUUCAAGUUUUUUGUUUGUUUGUUUGUUUGCUCAUUUUUGUUUUUGCAGCCUAAAAUAAAAAUGUCAUAUAAUUUUAGUUCUCAAAAGAUAAUGUCUUAAUUUUGUACUAAUUCAGGUAGAAGCAGAGGCCUAGCUUUAAUUAUGUACCCAGUUUACCAUAUUACUGAAGAAAAGGGUGCCAAAUUUGGAAGAGGUACUACUAUAUCUACUAAUAAGAAAGUAUUUUAAAAAAAGAUAAAUUCUUAAAAGAUUUAAUGGUUCUCAUAGAAAGAGUAAAAGGUUAACUUUCAUUUCCUUUGGUCGUAACUAGACUGAGGGCCCCGAGCCUUACAGUUAAUUCCAAUUCCUACUGCUUAAAGUGUGUCGUCAUUUACCCUUGCCUUUUGUUUGACUGUGUAUUAAAAUGGGUAGUGCUGUUGACUCAACUACCUCACAGAUGUGUUAAGGCAUAUUAAGUUAAAAAUUUUAUGAAAUGUUUCUCAGUUGCAUUAAAAACUCAAAACUUUGGACCUGUUGUACCAUAAGUAUGUGAUAGUCAACAUCUUAAUUAUACCAAGGCUUGAUAUGAAUAGUUAAACUGGUAAACCAAGUAUAAGUACCUUUAUUCUGGAUCCAGUUGGGCAACAUUUGUAGAUCUUUGUGUGGCUCCUAUUUUAACAGAAGUAGGUAAUGAGCAGCUGUUUCAAGGGGUCCUAGGAUUUUUUCCAGCUAUUUUAAUUGUGACUAUAUUGUAGUAAAUACUACAGAUGUCACGGAACUAAAGUGGAAAUAAGACCAUUGUUAGAGGCGGAAAAUGCCAUUAAAUUAGGGACUGUAGAGCCACAUUUAAAAUACCUCAGGCUAAAUACUGUUACUUUUGGGGAUGAAUAUUAAAGGUUUGACAGAGUGGACUAAUUGGGUUAUAAUUAUAGGAAAGCCUAGAAUUCCUGGUUUUAAUAAAAUUACAUUGGGCUCAUUUUCAGAGGUGAUAGAGCUUCUGUUUUAAAAAUUUAGUAUUAAGGUCUUAGAAUAUAAACACAUUUUGUUAUUUGUAUAGUACUAUCCAUUCCUCCUGAGAUUUUAAGUACCUACUGGAAAUCCUUAACCAGUUGCAGUAGUUCAUAAAAAAUGCCAUGAAAACACCUUCUGUUUUUCCUCUUCAUUUUCAAAAUGAUUUUGCUUGUUUUAAUUAAACAUUCUGCAGUGAUUUUCUUUUUUUGUACCCAUAGCUCAUUUGAACACAGCUUCUUCUGAACUAAAAAAUUUUAAUCUGAAGAUAGAAUCCCAUUUUUAAUGAACUUAAAAGUAGCAGCAAAACUCUUCCUUUAGGAAAUAGCAGUUGCCAAAGUGAAGAGAUAGAUAACUAUUUCUUGUUAUAUUGGGGGAAUAUGGUCUGCAGAGGAAUUUUUUUUUUUAAAUAAAGUUGGAGUUUCAAGGGAUAUCAGUGUUCAUCAAUUCCAUCUCUCCAGUUUCAAGAUGGUUCUAUUCCAUUUUAGAAAUUUGACAUAUGUAAUUUGAAAUCCUUAAUAAAAUUUGCAUUUAAUUUUAUAAAAUGUA